Exophiala xenobiotica is the source of this 1380-nucleotide messenger RNA. RefSeq lists its product as uncharacterized. NCBI's taxonomy places the organism in Eukaryota, Fungi, Ascomycota, Eurotiomycetes, Chaetothyriales, Herpotrichiellaceae. Gene Ontology annotation, cellular component: membrane. The record is from RefSeq and is a predicted model, not a curated record. The transcript is spliced from 2 exons. The coding region runs from base 291 to 1094 and encodes 267 amino acids.
UAGACUCGGUCAUCUUAUGUACAACCGCCGCCCGUCCCUAUCCAUUGCCUUUUGCCCUCUGUUUGCUGUAUACUGGCUCCAUCGUUAUCACUGUCGCUCCGUCCUCGCAUGCCAUUUUUCCUACUUGCUGCUACUCCUACGAAGAUUGAACCAUUCUCCUUCGAACCCAGGUGUGCGCAAAUCCCUAUCUUCCCACGGGUUGACACGGUCUGUCGGACACCACCUGUCAUCGACCUUCCUGUUCUUCGAUUGUGACCGCCACAGACACAGCGUGCUCCUGUGACACAAGAAUGCGUCUUCCUUUAGACCACCUCGGCAAGAUCAAAAACUACAUUCACAUCGGGCAAGGGGCCAUCCUCUUUCUCGCAUGGGCCCUGACAAUAGCGCUCUUAACCCGCGAUGGAAGCACUGACGGCCGUGUGGGCUGGUACUUUGGCUUGUGUUGGCUAACCAUUCCGACCCUGAUUUACCUCGUCAUGGUACCUAUGUGGUCCCGUGCCCGCCGCUUCUCAAACGUCUAUGCCUUCGCCUGUCUUGACGGCCUGGCCGUAAUUCUCUGGCUCAGCGCCUGGGCAGCCGUUGCCUCGUACGUCGCCGCGGGGAAAGGAAAGGGGGACAAGAAAGACGCCUCGGGCUGCGACAACUUCAAAUACGGUAGUCCUGGACGCUGCAAAUUGAGCGAGACUAUCAUUGUUUUCGGCGUGUUCGAAAUGCUACUUUUCGUUGCGACAACACUCAUAUCCUUCCGGACCGUCAUGACAUUCAAACGCACUGGCAUGAUGCCGAACACGCAGUUUGGGGGAAGCGGGUCAGACAAACCGAACGAUUUCUCGGCGCAGACCCAGGACGCGUUUUCGAGUAGCAUACCAGCGGACGAAGAGCUUGACGAUGAUUCACAGAGACGGCAGGACUACGCCUCCCAGAAGUCCGAGUACGAUGAACAGUAUGCGCCACUACAUCAGCAGGAGCAGGAUGACAUCGUCCACAUGCCUGCUGCGCAGCCUCAGAGUCCUCUGAACCACAGUGGGUUAGGGAUCCAUGACUACAACACGGCUUAUACGGGGUACGGAGGUCAGCAGAUGCCGGGUCGGUAGCAUGUUUUGACGGUCUCUGUGACAACUUAUUCUCGCAGUUCUCUACAGGCCUCUGGGCAGUGACUACCUACCUUUUGAAGCGUUCGAGCGAUUUUCGGUCUUGUAGUGUAUCAACGGAUAUCUCACAAAUCUCGUUCAAUAGCACCGGGUUUCAUGCCUCAUUUCAAUUAGCCUCGGAACAUCUUCAGAGUUUCAGUUCUUGUCCAACGAGAUGCCUUAAUAAAUGUCAGAGCGGCAGUAGUGGCCAUCUUAUGCCGGGAGCCUUCCUUGGUCGUGUACAACCAGC